Micromonas commoda is the source of this 720-nucleotide messenger RNA. RefSeq lists its product with no specific name. The coding region runs from base 1 to 720 and encodes 239 amino acids. The transcript has a single exon. The record is from RefSeq and is a predicted model, not a curated record. NCBI's taxonomy places the organism in Eukaryota, Viridiplantae, Chlorophyta, Mamiellophyceae, Mamiellales, Mamiellaceae.
AUGUCCGUCGUCGUCGCGAGCGCGCUUCCGAUCGCGUCGUCGCCGCGAGCGGCGGCCGCGGGUCGACAUCCGCGCGCCGCCCGGCUCCCCGCGCCGCUCGCGGCGAACCUCGCGUCGGCAACACCUAAAUAUCUCCCGCCGAAACGACGGCGCCUCAUGGCUCGGAGGGGCGCGUCCUUCGCGGCGGCGACGCCGCCGACGGCCGCGGAUGAUGGUCGUUCCCCGCGCGUGACGCGUCUAUCUUCGCCAUCGCGCGCCCCGUCGCCCGCUCCGUCGCCGUCGCGCGCCCCGUCGCUCGCGACGCGCGUCGCGGCCGCCGCGAGACGCGCCCUCGCAUCUCUCGCGCUCCUCGUCGGGCUGGCGCUGGGGGCGCUGGUGCCCUCCGCGGCGGCGCGAGACGGCACCCCGACGGCACCCCGACAUCACGCGCAUUACCACUCGGGUUUCCCGACCGCAUCCGCGACCGCCGCGCACAUCAUCGGGCGCGCACCCGCCGUGGAUUACUCCGCCGGUCUGGCCAACAUCCCAAUCGCCACCGGCGACGUGGGCAGCAUGGGAGGUCUGACGCCGGACAACUGGGGACUCCCGUACAAGGGCAAGAACCCAGCGAUGGCGCUGUUCAUGGCGUCCGCGGGGGUGACGCUGCGCAUGGCGGUCAACGUCGCGGUCAUCUACUGCAUCUACACCUACUGGCUCAACGACGGACCCGACUCGUCGUGA